Messenger RNA from Helianthus annuus (common sunflower), 1359 nucleotides. RefSeq lists its product as uncharacterized. The transcript has 6 exons. Bases 1 to 1359 code for a protein of 452 amino acids. NCBI's taxonomy places the organism in Eukaryota, Viridiplantae, Streptophyta, Magnoliopsida, Asterales, Asteraceae. The record is from RefSeq and is a predicted model, not a curated record.
AUGAUUAAAAAAGAAAGUCUUGAAAAUGAUAAAGCCACGAAUUUGCUAAAAUCAACUGUCAUGGACAAACAGAUGGAAAUUAACAUCCAUGUGGACACAAUUGCUUCUUUAAAAAGAGAACUUGAAUUAAUGAAAAUCGAAACUGAGAAAACUGACAAGAAACUGAUGAGUUAUGAGGCUUCGUCAUACGUGAUUGAUCAAAUUGUUCCAAAACAAUCUGAUUUGAAACCUGUCUUCAAAAAUGGGGUGGAAACUGCAUUGAACCUCAAAUUGAGAACCAUUGAGAAUGAGUUGCCUGAGAGUAUUGAUGUUACAUUUUCUCCGUCCGACACUGAUAAUGAGUCACAGGUGAUCAAAACCGUUGUUGACCAAGUGUUAGAUGAAGAAAGUGAUAACUCGGAGUUUGAGACUAUGAAAACUCAUUUUGAAAACUCCAUUUCUGAUUCUGAAGAAGAUGGUAACUUCUUAGACAAAAUUGAAAAUGUUGAAAAGGUGUUUAAAUUGGUUGAGAUUGACAUUUCUGAGGUGAACAACAAUGAGUUUCUUUCAAAACCUAAAAGGUCUUUUGUUAAAUCACAACCAAACAACUCGGGAAAGAAAGAAUGGGUGGGCAAUGGUGGUAAUAACAAGAGAAAUGGAAACAAUUUCAAAAACAAAGGUGUUGGAUUUGAAAAGAAAAUGGCUAAGAAGAAUGUCAAGCCAAAGGAAAAGAUGAGUGAUUCAAUUGAGGUUAAGAAGAUGGAAAAUGUUUUGAAAACUGAACCAAAAGUCUUUGAAAAUGAUGUGGAUAAACUUGAAUUUGAACUUGAUAAGCUGCUUGAAGAGUUUCCACCGAUUAAGAAGGAAGAUUUAAAACCAAAAGUCAAAACUGAUGUUCCAAAUGUCUUUUUUAACAUUCCGAAAGUUGAUGUGACAUGUGAUAUUGUGUUUGGUAGUGUUUCAACUGGGCUUCCGAGGUCAAUAAUCUCGAAAUGGAUCAUGGACAGCGGAACUUCAAGGCACAUGACAGGAAUGCUAGCAUUGCUUUAUGACGUCAAAUCUAUCAACGGAGGAUAUGUGGGAUUUGCUGGGAAUCAGGGUGGCAGGAUAGUUGGUGAAGGAACUCUGACGAAUGGAGUAGUAACAUUUGAUAAAGUGAACUAUAUAAUCGAACUUGAAAACAAUUUGUUGAGCAUCUCACAAAUCUGUGACAAGUCUUUUACAGUACACUUUACUAAAAAUGAAUGCUUAAUCAUAAAACCUGGUUUUAAAAUUCCUGAGAACAUGGUGUUGAUGCGAGCUCCGCGAGAAAAUGACUUAGUGCAAGAAGGGAAAGCAGACAAAGAAGACACACCCGCAGAAGUUGCUGAAUUCAAUUAG